Medicago truncatula (barrel medic) is the source of this 1458-nucleotide messenger RNA. Its product is annotated as plant intracellular Ras-group-related LRR protein 6. NCBI's taxonomy places the organism in Eukaryota, Viridiplantae, Streptophyta, Magnoliopsida, Fabales, Fabaceae. The record is from RefSeq and is a predicted model, not a curated record. Bases 91 to 1152 code for a protein of 353 amino acids. Gene Ontology annotation, molecular function: protein binding. Gene Ontology annotation, cellular component: cytoplasm. The transcript is spliced from 3 exons.
CAUCUCUCUCUCUCUAUAAAUCUCCAACUUUCUCUUCCAUCUAUUUCACAAAAUCUAGCUAGCUAGCUUCUCUCAUAUAUCAACUAAAAUAUGUAUGCUUUGGAUCAAUUUCAGCUUCUUCAUCAGGAUCAUCAGAUGACAAUGAAGAUGGAUCAUAUGACAACAAGGAAGAGAGAGACAAAAAAGACGUCGCCGUCGCCGCCGAGGGAGGAAGAUAAAGUUCAUGUUGUGGACUUGCAUGGCAUGUCUUUGGACUCACUUCCAAAACUUUCUCUUGAUUUAGCUAUUAUUUCCAAGCUCAAUUUAUCUAACAAUAAUCUCCAGAACAUUCCGGAGUCAUUAACAGCAAGAUUAUUAAACUUGGAAAUGUUGGACGUGCACUCCAACCAGCUUAGAUCCCUACCCAAUUCCAUUGGUUGUCUCUCUAAACUCAAAGUUUUGAAUGUCUCUGGAAACUUCAUCCAAUCCCUCCCUGCAACCAUUGAGAAUUGCAGAGCCUUAGAAGAACUGAAUCUCAACUUCAACAUGUUGAGCAAACUUCCAGACACAAUAGGCUUUGAGCUCAUAAAACUCAAGAAGCUUGCAGUGAACUCCAAUAAGCUGGUGUGUCUUCCUAGAUCCACCUCUCACAUGAUGACUCUUAUGGUUCUCGACGUACGUUUGAACUGCCUCAGGAGUCUCCCCGACGACCUUGAGAACCUCGUCAAUCUUGAAACCCUGAAUGUGAGUCAGAAUUUUCGGUACUUGGAGUCAUUGCCCUACUCCAUAGGACUCCUCUUGUCCCUAGUUGAACUAGAUGUUAGCUACAACAAUAUCAAAACAUUGCCCGACUCCAUCGGAUGCCUCCAGAAGCUCCAAAAGCUAAGUGUGGAGGGAAACCCACUCAUUUCGCCUCCACAGGAGGUGGUGGAGCAGGGAUUGCAUGUGGUAAAAGAGUACAUGUGCAACAAAAUGAACUCAAGCCAUCAUAUCCCAACCAAAAAGAGAUGGUGGAUGGUGAAAUGUGGGACCUUCAAUGGAGAAAUGAAACGUUCAGAACAUAAGGGUUUCCACAAGCUUCAUUAUCAACCCAUGAAUGGUCUUGCUUCACCAGGCUUCAUGGGGAGGUUGUCGCCUCUUCGUCUCUUCUCACCCCGUCGUUCCUUAAGUUGAGAAGCCACAAAAAUAAUUUUGUAAAUUAUCUGUAUAUAAUCCUUGCCAGUUGAUUAGUUUUAAUAGCUGUGUUGCUUUUGAAUUCAAACAAUCAGGAUAUGGCUACUGUAAAGGUGAAUAAUUGCUGGUUAGAGAUAUGCAUGCAGAAAAUGUACGUGUGUAUCAUGGAUUUGAAAAUGGUGGGUCUGUAAAACUAAGUAAACAUGUUCAUGUGAAACUUCUGAUGUAAUAUUUUUUUUUUUGAAGAAUUCCUCUGAUGUAAUUAAUAGCUCAUAACGGGUUCAUUUUAUACUUCUUUCAGUUUUA